AUGCGGCCCUCCUCCGUCGGCCCGGAAGAAGACCCCCUGCAGCCGACGACCUCCGAUGAGACGGUGUCCGUGGGGGGAACCGUGACGCUGACCUGCCACGUGCCCGAGAGCGAUAACUCCUCCCUGCAGUGGUCCAACACGGCACAGCAGACCCUGUACUUUGGGGAGAAGAGAGCGCUGAGGGAUAACCGCAUCCAGCUGAACCGCUCGACGGCCACCGAGCUUUCCAUCACCAUCGGAGACGUGCAGAUGUCCGACGAUGGCGAGUACACCUGCUCCAUCUUCACCAUGCCGGUCCGCACCGCCAAGGCCAUGGUGACCGUGCUGGGUGUUCCCGGUAAACCUCACAUCCGGGGCUUUGAGAACGCCGUGCCGGAGGGCGGCAAGGUCACCUUGACCUGCACGAGCACGGGCAGCAAGCCCCCCGCCCAGCUGCACUGGUACAGGGGGGACCAGGAGCUGGAAGGACGUCCCGUGGUGAAGCUCCUCGCGGACGACUCCACGUACAACGUGAGCAGCGAGCUCACCCUGGAGGUGAGCCGCGACGACGACAACGCCCUCAUCGCCUGCGCCGUGGACCACCCGUCUCUGGCGCCGGGCGACAAGAGGAGCGAGCACGCCGUGCGGGUGUUGUAUUCCCCUAACCCACAGAUCGUGCCUGAGUCUGAUCUGCCAAGAGAAGGGGAGAAGUUUCAUCUGAAGUGUCUGGGCAACGCCAACCCCGAGUAA
Molecule: messenger RNA, 729 nt
Organism: Cyclopterus lumpus (lumpfish)
Lineage: Eukaryota; Metazoa; Chordata; Actinopteri; Perciformes; Cyclopteridae
Gene: cadm3
Product: cell adhesion molecule 3
Exons: 6
Coding region: 1-729 (242 amino acids)
Biological process (GO): homophilic cell-cell adhesion
Cellular component (GO): presynaptic membrane
Source: RefSeq, a predicted model, not a curated record